AUGUUCAGCUCUAAAAACGGCGACUUCCAGGACAAGCCUCAUCUUCUGAUAGUCUCUAGUGAUAAACACUUCCCCAUCCCAGUAAGUUGGUGCCUCUGCUCGAUUACGAUGAUGGACAAGUGUCUCUAACUGUUUGAAAAACCAGACAGCUAACAUCGCCUUACUAGAAAUUCAGUGAGGAAUUUGUACAUCAGGAUCCCAAAAGCAAGUUACCACCUAAGGACUUUCAUCACAACAGACUUACCAACUGGAAUUUCAAUAGGGUUUUUGUUUGAGUUUACGGGUUUGCAAGUCAUGUCAUUAAAGUAACAGCAUCUGUGAUUAUACCGCUGAGUCAAGGUAAAAACGUACUGUAAGGGGCUAAACAACGAAUACUUUUCUGGACAAUGUAGUGUGUAAGUUUCGGCCUUGCUGAAAAAUUAUGGUCAUAGAUAAACGAUACAAAUCCCUCAAAGGGAAGACGGGAUUAAGAAGGAAUAUACACGCAGGUAAAAAAUACCAUUUGACGCCAAACUUGAAGUCAAAAAUACACGGCUUCUAAACGGAGUGAACUCUUUAGGGCGUGAAGGGGACCCGCCGAAUUGAAAAUAUUUCUGACACGAACAUCCCAAUAGAUUUGGACGUCGUUUGAGUCCAUCAGCCCAACCAAAGGAGAUGAUGAUUACUCGCAAGAGAAAUAAUAAGAAAAUGGACAAGCAAGUGAGGCAAAAUGCCAGAACGUUCCAGAACCCCUUGGGUGUGUCAACCGCAGUUGCGGUUCAGGAGAAGAAUCUAACGCAGCAGAUGAAUGCGGUUGAGGAUGCGGCCCAUAAGCGCCUGAAAGGAACAAAAAGCGGGUAUGCUACAUAUUCGCAUACAAUUAUGUUUAGUGUGCUGCAUAAACCGGCUGUUUUGGCUGUUUCCAAAAUCGCUGCAGUCCAGUCGCCAUCCAUAUCAACUGCACAGAGGUCACGCAUCAUCUAGUGUUACGUUUGAAAUUCCUGACCUCGUGGAGGCAUUCGAAUUAAGAUCGCCGAAAUUCCUUGUUGGCUUGAAGUACCAGGAAAGUUGUAUGGGAGUAAGACUUCAAUGUUUGUCAUAACGGAGGAGCAUAGAAGAAAGCUAUUUCAGAGAUCUUUUCUUUCCCGUAGCAAAUUGCCGCUGUCUAUGUCUAUGUGUUUUCUCUGAACGCUCAAUUAAUGAAAAAAUAUAUGUUUGGUAGACCGGCAGACCAUAUACGAGACGACUGACUUCCCCAUAUUCAGUAUGUGGAGGCAUACGUUCGAAAUAGAGAAAGAAAACAUAUGAUUGUUAGUGUAGAUUUCGUAUGCUUGAAAGAUCGCCGGCAUUUUGACAUGGCUUAUUACUAAAUCACGAUAUACUGUUUUCUCCAUUAUUAUUAUUAUUAUUAUUCGACCACAGUGGCAUUUGUGUACGCAAAAGGGUUCAUUGUUCUCCAGAGGUCCUCAACGUUUCCUUGAAAAUAUUUUGUGGACGAUGUCAGUGAAUCAAAAUAUCGUCGGUCUUUUGAAGUAGGGAGACCAAAAAUAAAAGUCCCGGCUUAUAAUGGGAAACCGUCAGCCCCAAAUUAAAACAGUUAGCGCAGGGCACCGCGUGCGUAAAUGCUUCUUCCCAACAGGGUAUCGUUCAAAAUCAGUUUAUUAACCAAAUGGGCACAUUUUCCGGAGAAAAUUGGUCCUUUUUACGUCCAGUCACUUCUCUGUGCUAAAACGUGCCAUAAAGAGAUUCUGCGUAUUUGGGCAUGUUUUUAGAUAGGGGACAUUAAUCUGAGCGCGGUAGGUUUAACAAAACAAACACCAUCGUCGGUAGGCUUGAUUUUUAUUCCCCAUAAAUAAAACUGGGCAAGAUCAGAAUAAAUAUAUCAUGUUCAAACAACGGAAACCCUGGCCUCACUAAAAACUUCAGUUUGUUUACUUGCGCACUUUUGUGUCCUAUCACACAAUAAUAAUUCCAAUGCGAAAUGUUUUUUUACCACAUUCGCAAUUUCUAAGUGUAUAUAAAAUAUUAUAAAGUUCGUCACGAAAUGUUCGAUCUCAUCUAGGCAAAAUUAACUUCCGUUUUUUUGUCGCCUGAUGAGCAAGUUGAAAAGCUGAGAGAAAAGUUGUGCUGUUUCAGUUGCUGGAAAAAUAUUUUUGUCUUAUGCAGCCCUUUAGUAGUACCCCGUGACUAUAAAAUAGAACGCGAGAUGGGGAACCAAAACGAUUUUAAAGUAAAAAGAAGAUGGCAUUGUUUCGUUUGUGGCAAGCAAAUUGUCAGUGUCAGGCAGGGAAAUAAAUGGAGGAGCAACAAUUUUCAAUUAAGCUCUGACAUUACUGCGAGAGAAAAAUGAUAGACGUGAACAUUCUUUUAUUGUAUGCCACAUCAAAGCACCGUUUAAAAGUAAAACCUAUCAAUUAAGGUCCGCCAUAUUUUCCAGUGGCCGAGCAGUGAUAUCAAAAAGCCACCGGGUAUUCACUGAGAUUUCAGAGAUGCCUUGAAGCGAUAAAUCCUCCCGUUCUCAGAAAGUACAUAGUGAUUUAACGGCUUGGGAAUUCUCCUAACGCACGGAAGGUGGUAUGCUCAUAAGUGCACUUGCCGAGGAUGUUUCGACUCCUUAGUAACUGACCGUCCCCUCUACAAGGGACUCAGGAAAAAUGGCUGACAUCUAAAGACCAUACGCAGAAAAUCAUUCUCAACCGAAUUAAACUUUUCGAAAAAUGAUAAAAAAUAGACGUUUAGCCAAAUUUCGAAAUUAAAUUUUUCUUGACAUACUCCAUGCAUUGGCAAUUCUCGGGAGAUAUUCAAAAAUCCCUUAGCUGUUGCCAAGUCUGCGCUGUAUAAUUUAUUAAGCUGUCUGAGUUGACAUAAAUUGUGCAUUUCCAAAAAUACCGUUUCCCAAUGUGGCACGAAUGUUUGCGUCCAAACCAACUCCAUGCCCCUUAAGCCUUUGUUACUUCAACCGAUAGCACAUCAUAAUUGAUGAUGUUCACGUGUUUUCACUUCACAGAUAGUCGUUGACUCUUGAUUGGACAUCCGUGCCCAUGUAUUUAGACCAGUUCCCGAGUGUUUGUAAACUUAUGAGCUAUUUCGCAAAUAUUUGCUGACUUAGGCAACUAGCCGUGAAAAGAUGCCUUCAUUAAGACAAUUUUGACCGCCUUAUACAUGUGCAAAAAUAUUUUUUGCUUAAAAAGGGUGUGACAAAGCUACUUCACCCAGAGCAGGAUAUUUUCCAAACGUCGUUUCAGUAGAAAACGCUCUUUUUGUGAUUGCCUGUACCUAACUACACCUGUAUUUUGCCUUUUUAUUUGAACUACUGCUGGCUUUUAAAGCCCUGUAUUCAGCCAUGAUUAUGUCCUUUUUGGUUCAUUUAUGUUUGUUAAGGUCAUCGUUCUUUAAACUCAAACUUCCUUAUUUAUACGCGAAGAAGAUUGAAGAUCUUUUGUCCAGUUUCCAGUAACAAUUGCUAGAACGUGAGUUUUAAAAUGUCCAAACACCGUACACGGAUUUUUCCAACCUAAAAACCCGUGUCCGUUUAUAAGAAUUCUGCAAGUAAAUAGUACGGUUUUCCUCAGCUCGUCUUUAAUCGAUAAAACACGCGCCCCUCCUUCUCGUUCUUCUCCAAUACCUCAAUGUCAUAAUUCGUAGAGUCACGAUCAUUUGCUGAAUUGGUGCAUUAAAUUUCAUGCGGCAACAUAAAAAAUGCGAAACGGAAACGCUGCUGUGUGUCGCACUUUGUCAAUCCAACUCCCUUGCAUGUAAAUUAAAAGAUUACUUUUAUCAUGAAUACAAUGCGUGCUUUUGCCGAGGAUAAAUUCCGCUACACAACCAGCAAGCUUAUUACUGCUUCACGGUGUGAAUGAAUUACAAACAGAAGAAAGAUCAUUUUACUUUUGCUUAAUCCCAGCAGAAAUGUCGUUGGGACCCAAAUGGAGUCAGUCUGGGGGUAAAAAUGAGAACAUUUGCGGAUACUUCGCUUAAAUAGCGCUUGCGUCUGUUAUUGCUCAGAGCAUGAGAAUCCAUCAGAGACGUGGAAAGUCGAAAAUGUGGCUUCUGCCUCGAGGCAGACACUGUCUUCGGGAGUAUCCUCAAGAAAUCUUUCAAAUAAUCAUCAAAAAUUCGUGCUUGGCUGUUGGUCGAAUAACAUCACCUUCAGUGGAAUGGUCGUUUAAAUUUUUUCAGAUAAAAAAGUUGAAAUUUUGACAAAAAGCCUGCAAAUUCUAGUCAAAAAAACAAGAGGUGAUUUUGACAAAAUCGCACAUUAUUCGGUAUUUCCUAUGACUGACUGGCUCUUUGAAAACCAGACCAGUCCACCUUGUAGUCCGCGAUGAAAAGAUUUUAAGCGAAGCCGGGAAACGAGAAAGAGCCUGUUGUGGUCGUCCCACAGCAAAAACAUUCCCUAAGAUGUGAUGCCUUUGUUUACGUCAUUAGGGAUUGAUGCAAAUCAGAUCCAAAAUCCAAGGUAUUGAGGCGACAAUCGCAGUUCGCCCUUUGGGAGGAGGAGGAGGAGGGCUCAUUUAGACUCUAAGUGUACUGUUGAUUUCGCCCACUAUUUGUUUGCUGCGACUUGGUUUUCACCAAAAGUACAUUGAAAAAAGCAAACGACAUUUGACGUACAGUGCGUGACCUAUCUCAUGAAAUGUUGGCUGAAAUUCUCUUUAAUGGCAUGGAAAAAUAUGGGAUUUUCUUUACGCGGAAAGCAUGCACCUUGUAGAGUUUAAUCACUAAGCGCCAGUGCAACGAAUGAUCAGGCUCCAAAUUUUUCAGCAAUUAGAAAACUUUUUAAAACCCAAUUAUACUCCUUUCUGAAGUAUAAUAUAUAAAGAAGACGUUAUUCUCUAUUGAUUGACUAAAAGAUAGCACAUUUUUGUUUAUGGUUUCUAUAAAAUAUAUUUCAAUUUCCAGGACUAUCGAAAAUCAAUGGGAAAAAUGCAUGCUACAUAAGCAGUCAUUUUUUACCGAGCACGCUUUCUACAGGAGAUUGAAAAGAAGUGCAUUUUAAAGCAGACAUCCUGCUGAGUCCGAAACGUUAUAAGAGUGUGCCUUAAGAUAAUCAGUAUCACAACCGCGACCAAGUAAUCCUUCCUAAUCGAAAACGCAUUUCAAAAUUUCAGCCAACAUUUCAUGAGAUAGGUCACGCACUGUACAUUGAAAAAAGCAAACGGCAUUUGACGUAGUGUUCGCUCAUAUGAGUAGUUUGAAUUAUCAGCCAGAUCAAUAAACGCGCUGAACCUUCCUCUUUGUGACUUGGAAACAAAAACUGGCUCGCACGAAGCCUCUGACGCAUUUCUGGGGGAUCAGUUUGUGAUUUCAUUUAGUCAAGACCACUUUGUCCUGAAGAAGACAGUCAGGCGCUUUCGCGCAUCCAGAUGAGAAGAUAUGACCUCAGGAGCAAAGCAAUCAUUGUCUACGCCCUCAGCACCACACUGCUUUUCAAAUCAGCCAGCCGACGUCGGACGGAGAGCGGGUGGCCAAGGCAAGUUGACAGUCGUCACUAUGACAACGACCACACUCGCUCCUUGAUGGCGUGGCGGAUGACCUUGGUGUUAGUCACGUGUCAGUAGAGCAAUACAGAGACUUUAGUAAACGGAGACGCGUGGUCCUUUUUCUCAGUGAGAAGGAAUUUUUCUACCUAAAAGCAUGACCUACCACCAAUGUGCAGUUUGGAAUGAUCAUUAGUUUGCUUUUAUCUUAUCUGUACUCUAGACUUUUUUCGAAUAUUUUACCCGCAUUCAAAUAUCCAUUCCUAACUGACAAAUUUGGAAGCUGUCUUAUCGAACCUACAAACUGAGUAGCUCGGCAACCGUAAGAAUAUGCAAGACCGCUUACUUGUUUUAAGGUAAAACGACUGAAUUUAUUUUGAGAUACGUUCUGUAGAUACCAACUUCUUGAUAUGUGUUUGCUUAAGAACCAACUAAAGAGUGGACACGUUUUUAAAGGUCCUUCCCAUGAUGCACAAUUUAUCUAGUAUCGGUGUCAAAAAGCAGUUGAAAGCUCGCUGGACGUAAGUUUGACUGUUUGGUUGGAAGACAGUGAUUUGAACAGAUGGAACAAUUUUCGCUUGAAAGUCGGUUUGGUUUGAUCUACCUAAGAUCCAUAAGGAAGGCCUGCCAGUCUGUCCGAGUUUAGACAUGCGAAACUCUCCGUAUCAUGCCAUAGUAAAGUGGCAAGAAAAGAAAUUCAAGCCCCUACAGCGUCAGCUAUCACCACGCAACUAGCGAGAUACCUUUGGAUUCAUUAAAGACGUUAAAGACCUUAACCUCAACGGCAUGAUGAUGUUCUCGCCGGACGUCUCAUCACUUUUUACAAAAGCUCCCGUUACCGAGGCAGUUGAAUACAUCUGUGAAUUUCUAUCAAACAAUCAGCAUGAAAUUGGAAUUCCGACGAAGACACUCAAGGAACUAUUACUAAGAUGCACACUAAACGUCCAGUUCCUGUUUGACAACCAACUCUAUAGACAAAUAGACGGCGUUGCUAUGGCCUCGUCUCUUGGGCCUCUCCUAGCCGAUGUCUUCAUGGGCAGAUUUGAGAGGUUCCAACUAAGCGAUCAGUUCAAAAAACUUAAACAUUACGGCCGCCACGGUAGAAACGAAUUAGAUGCCCUCUUAAAAACUGCAAAUCAAGCACACCCCUCUAUCAAAUAUACGUUGGAGAUCAAAACAAUCAGUUCGCUUCCUUUCUUAUAUGUUCUUCUAAGGAGGGGACCAGACGGGAGUGUCCAAAGAAGCGUCCACCGGAAGAAAACCUGGUCUGGAAAAUACACAAACUUCGCUAGUUUCAUACCCCCACAACAAAAACGAAAUCUAGUCCGAUGUUUGGCACAAUGAGCUAGAAAAAUUCGCUCAACAGAUAGCAUAUAGAAGGAACUUAGAAAAAUCAAGGACUUCCUGCGUGAAAACGGGUACCCGAAUAGGUUUAGUGCAAAGAAUAUGGCCGAACGACCUGUAAAAACCGCCACAUCGACGGCCGAAAAGAAAACUCUGUUCUUUUUAGUCCCUUUUCAAGGGGACGCUGCAAGUGAACUCCUAAAGAGAUGCCUUGAUCAAGCUGUUUCGCGAACCUUCCUAGCGGCAAGGAUUCAAGUAUCCUUCUCUACUAACCCUAUUUUACGCGGAGAAGGUAAGGAUAAGUUGUCACCCCAGACCACUUCAAUCUGCAUCUAUUCCUUCAUUUGCUCCUGUGGAGCAGGUUAUAUUGGUCGAACGAGUCGGCGCUUAUCCAAGAGAAUACAGGAACACCUCCCUACAUGGCUGGUAAAAGGCGAAAUUAGGAGCAUAAGCAGCGCCAUUCUCGCGCAUGUCUUUGAUUCCGGACAUCAUGUAGGCCUCAAGGAAGAGUUUCCUGUGAUCUAUAAGGUCCCAUCGAGCGAUCCUAAAUCACUGGGACAGAGCCUGUUAGCAACAGCAGAGGCGGCCGCUAUCAGGUUGCGAAAACCAAUCUUGUGCGCACAGAAGAACCACGUUCAGGCUCCGCGCCUACAGUGGUCGAAGGUCGACUAAAGCCACAACUCUCACGCGCCCUUCCGCUCUCACCCCGGCCCCUGCAGUGACUGCUAUUACUCCCCCCCCCCUCCCCCACAUUCGCACACCCAGUCUGUGUUUGAAGGCGAACUUUAAUCGAUUUAUCUUAUCACUGACGUGUUUUUACUUCUACCCCCUUAUCAUAUAAAUGUACUGGCCCGACGAGAAUUUAUCGAAAGUUAUGUAUGCUCGCCACCUCGUUUCCCGAGUAUAAAAGUCGUCAAAUGCUUUGUCCUCACUUGCUUAAAUGCACGCAUAACGCCGAUACAGUCACUUCUUGUGCCAGUUUUUUUUAACUGCGAGGAGUUCAGCUCCGAAGUAGGCUCUUCAGCUUUCCAAUUUUGGUUUCUGUUACAAGAGGUUUUAAAAAGCAGCGUUCUACGAGUUAGCCACGGAUGUUCCGACAAACGUGGUCAUAGGGUGUUUGGGACUGUCAGACUCGAUCAGGAUUCUUUUUAGAGCGGUUUUACUAGAGCAUUAGACGCUUAUUUCUUCAGAAGAUUAUUACUGACAAAGACAAGGGAGACUGGAAUGGCCAUUUCUGGCUUAUUAGCCGUCGUCAGCCAGUCAUGCCCACCCCGAAGUGUGACACACUCGAGGCUCGAACUCGCGACCUGUUAGUUAGAAGUCCAACGCCUCUAACCACUGGGCCACGAUCCCGUUGCUCUGUCGGUUUUCGAUCGGGAAUAUACCGUGGUAGGGUGCGCUCACCGAUCGUUCUUACGGAACUCACUCGUUCCGUUGUGCCCUAUGGGCCCUCUCUCUAGCCCAACCAGCAGCCGCAAAGCGGCGCAUGUUAUAGGCAGAAGGUACAUCGACUUUUGAUGCAAUCACACGCAUCAUCACAUAAAAUCGUUCAAAAAUACUGACCGAACUUUCGAUCCGCGUCUAAAAGGAUAGUAAGUAAUUGUUAUUUUCGCAGUGUCUUAUGAACAAUUUUACAUGCUAAGUAAUUUGUGUAGUCGUUAUUAAUUAUUGUAUAAUCUGCCCCCUUCCUACCAUCAUACAACUGACCGGCUUGGGCAGGGGCUGCGGCCUGGAAUGGGGAAGCUUUCGUGGUUUGCUAGAAGCCGUGGCUUUAGAUGUUGUCAAAUUACAAAAUAAAUCGGAACUCGUUGUCGGCCCUGUGUGUGCCCCCAAACGGGCCGCGUGUUUGAUGCGCUGGACCAACACGGGGGCCACAUCGGAUUCUGGCAGGAGUUAUCUUGUCCAAUAGCAAAUGCCAACCUGUAGGAUGUGCGCUGGCGCACCCUGUUGUCGGCAGUCGUCGCACAACUGGGACCACUGAUACCAGCCCAUUGUUUUGGCGGUCCAAAUCCUGGUCAUUUGUUGUGUGGACCAGGGGGAGUGCGGAGUGGAGCGCCAAGGUGAGGAUCCGUCCGAGCCAUCCACCUGCAGCCUCCUUCGUCUCCGGUCUUCUUGGCUCUGUCUUGACACCGAGCUCAGGCGGGGGAGGAGGAGAGAAUGUGGUAGAUGCAGCGAAAGUCUACUGGCACUAUAAACCCCUGCGCAAGUCACCAUCCCUUCUCUCCCACCACUGCUGUAGGGCAUACGGUGGACAUCGUCGGAUGCGACGGUCUUCCUAACCCUGCCUUGAAAAUGGGUCCAGUUGGGGGAGGAGGAAGGGGAGGAGGAGGAGGAGGGAGUGCGGUAGAUGUUGCGCAAGUCUGCUAUCAUAAUGAAAGCACAAGCCACCGUGCCUGCUAUAUCUCGCCGUGUAGCACACGGUGGGCAUCGUCGGAAUCUACAGUCGAGCUUUCGUGUUUGUGUGUGGUCUGGAAGCGUAUGCUAUGCCAGUAUCAGCAAACUAUGGCUCUCGCAACCUAGUGUGCUCUGACAGUUCCCUGACAGCUGGUUCCCCACCGGUACAUGCGCCUAGGUACACAGGUAGUGGGCAUGGCUGCACAGUCAUUCUGGCUGAACUUUCUAUCCGCGUCUAAAAAAGAUAGAAAGUAAUUGCUAGUUGUGCAGUGCCUUAUGAAUAAUUGUACAUGUUAAAUAAUUGUUGAAUACUCGUUAAUAAUUAUCGUAUAAUCUGCCCCCAUUCCUAACACCAGACAACUGGCCUGCUUGGACAGGGGCUGCGGCCUGGAAACGGGAAGCUAGCACGAGGUGCUUGAAGCCUUGGCUUUGAAUGUUGUCAAAUUACAAAAUAAAUCGGAACUCGUAGUCGGCCCAUUGCGUGUGUAAAGCACGCGCCCUCCCCCGCCUCCGGUCAUCCUUACUCCGCCUUGACACCGGGCCCAGGUGGGAGGGAGGAGGUGGGAGUGCGGCAGAUGUCGCGCAAGUCUGCUAUCACCAUAAACUAAUUCACGUGCAAGCCACCGUCCCUGUCACACCUUGCCGAGUAGCGCACGCUGGGCAUCGUCGGAAUCUACAAUCGAGCCUUCCUGUUUGUGUGUGGUCUGGAAGCGUAUGCUAUGCCAGAAUCAGCAAACCAUGGCUCUCGCAACCUAGUGUGCUCUGACAGUUCCCUGACAGCUGGUUCCCCACCGGUACAUGCGCCUGUGCUCCCCCCAGGUACACAGGUAGUGGGCAUGGCUGCACAGUCAUCCCCGUCGUUAUGGCCCCUGGUGGGGUGUCGAUGCUGUUGUUGGUGAAAAACCCUGGUCAUGUGUAUUUUGUGGAUCAGGGGUUGUGUUGACACGCCGAGGUGCGGCUGCGGCCGUGCCAGCCACCUGCACCCUCCCCCGUCUCCGGUCAUCUUGACCCUGUCUUGACACCGAGUCCAGGCGGAGGGGGGAGGAGGAGAGAGUGCAGUAGAUGCUGCGCAAGUCCACUAUCACCGCCGUGCCUGCUGCACCUACCUGUGUAGCACAUGGUGGACAUCAUCGGAAUGGACGGAGUGGCGGAUUUGCGGACUGAGAUUCAGGCUCCACUGGCCCGAGGGUGCAUUCAGGUCGCUUUGCCCUUCACCGGAAGGCGGAAAAACGUGUUGGUCGGGGUGAGGCGGUGUUCUGUGUGGGUUCGUAUGAGGGACAGGCCAUUGUCAUUUUGAACGCCGAGAGCAAGGGUAUCCGGCACUCCUCUCCAGGCAGCAUGGUCUGUGCCGAGGCGGGUGUUGAAGUCACCCAGAACAAUCCACUUGUCCCCCUUUGGCACAGACGCCAGGUGGGCGCGCAGCUCCUCGUAGAAUUUGUCCCUUGAAGCGUCACAGCUGGUCAUCGGGAGAGCGCACACACUGACGAUGGCAGCGAAUUUGUCCCUCUGGAGAGAAAGGCGGAGGCUUAUCAGGCGAUCGUUGAUUCCCUGCGGCACAUACACAUGCGCACACGACAGUUCGACCGUCGUUGCCGACUACGUCCACCGUGUGUCCCACAGCAAAGUGAGAUAGUGACGGUGACUUGCGCGUGAAUUGUUUUAUGGGAUGGGAUGACUUGCGCAGCAUUUAGCACACCCUCUCCUCCCCCAACGUCCAGAACCCCGUGUCAAGAAGACCGGAGCUGGAGAGGGCGCAGGUGGCUGGCACGGCCUGACCCGCCCUUAGGCGUACCAGCACACCCCGUGGGAUGGCCAGAAUCCCAGCGUGCACUGUGAGCUCUAAACUGGGCUCGCCACCACAUCGAGCAUUUUGGCAUUUGCUAUCAGUGUUCAUCCACGAUAACACCUGCCAGAGCCCAAUGCGGUCGCCGCAUUGGCCCAGCGCGUCUACAGCCAGGCCAGUUUAGGACCAUAAAUACACAUAAACAUACGACAGUUCGACCGCCUUUGCCGAAGUUGACCACCGUGUGCUCUACAGCAAAUUGAGAGCAGAGACGGUUACUUGAGCAUGAGUUAUUUUACAAUGCUGAUACAGUUGCACUGCAUCUAACACACUCUCUCCUCCCCCACCGAAGCCCGGUGUCGCUGCAGAGCAAAGAAGUGUGAAGGCAGGAUAGGAUGCAGGUGACUGGCAUGGUGUACUUCCAUGCCCUGUGGUCUACAACAUACACUGACCAGGAUUUUAUACAUUACGAAAAAAUUAGGAGGGGCCGCCUGGAUCCCAGUGGGAGCAACACGAUCCUGCACCUGGUCCUGCUACGAAUUCCCAGACGUUGGCAUUUGUCGCGGAUGCGCAUUACCGUUACUCUGACGAGAAUGGUAAUGUUCUCACUAAUUAACGAGUUAUACCUCACUACCCCCUAGUCUUAAAGGCAGCAAGUAAAACUGAGCAGUGAAUAAUAUAGAGAUGCUGAAUGUUAAGUAACCUGAAAACAGAGCGCGACAGCUACGCAGGCCAGCAAGGCGGGUUGUACAGGUGUGUCGUUUCUCGUCACAUUCAAACAAGCAAUCCAGUCAAAGAAAAUGGAACUAAAUUGUCAAAGAUAAAUUAGUCCGGUACCUCAUCACAACCGCCUGCCGGACUCCGAUUGAGCCCAUGUAUUGGUCCAGUGACUCUGUCGCGUGGCCCGUUUCAGGGUCACAACGCACGUACACACACCACGUUCCGCGUCCGUCAGGGCCUCCAGGAUCAUUGGUGCACUUCAUUAAAGUCUGGAAGGUAAAUUGUCUUAGGUACCGGAUUGAAAAAAAGGACCUUAUUGCCCCGUGAACUGAGCAAUAGCCUUUGAAAAAUGAAACUGAACGAAAAAACAGUUGACGCUUUCAAGGAUAUACUGAGAUUAUUUUUGGCACUAAAUGCGUUUACAUAAGACUGCAGAUAGUUUGCGACCGUCGGAGUCGAGUUAGCAAGGACUCGUUGUCAUGAGUUUGGGGACCUGGGAGUGAUCGGAAUGGAGCACGCGCGCUAUUUCUUCACGGCUCGGACUGCUGCUUAUCUCUGAGAAAUCGAUUCGCGUGACAAAAAGGGUUAAAGAUAACUGCUGUGAGAUUUUACCAAGAGCACUUUGGGCACAGAACUCGGGAAAGAGGAUAAAACGACACUAACCUAGUGUAACUAAUGGUUUCUAGCAUUGACAGCAUUUUACUGAGAGAGAGAGAGAGACGAUGGUAUGGAGUAAAUGUUAGGGAACAGAAGACGUUUUCUGAAGCUGAACGGAGACGUGGAAUCUUCUCACCGAGCUAACCCAUCCAGGCUUGUCGUCCGUGAGAAUUAAUUAAUACCACAUCUUUCGCGAUAAACCAUCUGAGAGUAACUUAGCCUGAGUGAAGUCUUUACAGGGAUUACAAGGCACAUUCCAAUUUACCAAAAUGCGCUUACCAUGUGCGAAAACCAUCUCAGUUAGAUAAAAUCAAUAAGUAGAAGAUUCGAUGGACAACGGCAGGGUGAAGAACCCCAAAUGGCUGUCGGCGGACUGUGGAUCGUGUGCGAAAUCUAGUCAGAUGCCAGUGAGUGACAGCGGUACCCAUGAGCAGAGAAACAAAUAACGGAGCUAUUAACUAAGCAUGAAUUGAGGGAUGACAGAAAUGGCUGCCAGAGGAUGGGUUCAGGUGUUCUAUGGUCGGGCAGUCGUUCGAGAUGAAAGGCCAUGGAAUAUCAAGCUGGACGCCGUUUCUCCAUACAUUCGUCAUUUUAUUUGAGGGCGUCGUUUUUGGCACCGACCGUCUUCUGUGUUUUCCUGCAUUUCAUCAGCUUACUGUCCAGCGUGCUACCCCAUUCGUUAACCCUCUCCCCCUACUACCACCGUUCCCGUAUGACACGAUAGACCAGCACGGGGGGGCCACACCCGAUCCUGGCAGGCGUUAUCCAGGCGCAAUAACAAAUGCCAACAUCUAGGGGAUGCGCUUGCAGACCCUGUUGUCGGCAGUCGUCGCACAAACUGGAACCACUGCCAUCCCCCAUUGUCUUGUCGGUCAAAAUCCUGGUCAUUUGUUGUGUGGACCUGGAGGUGCGGAGUGGAGCGCCAUGGUGCGGAUCCGUCCAAGCCAUCGGUCGUCUCCGGUCUUCUUGACCCUUUCUUGACACCGGGCUCAGGUGAGGAGGAGGAACAAAUGUGGUAGAUGCAGCGCAAGUCUAUCGGCACUAUAAACACCCGUGCAAGUCACCGUCCCUGCUCCCACCCUGCUGUGGGUCAUACGGUGAACAUGAUCGGAUACGACGAUCGAACUGCUGUGUAUGUGAGGUCAAAAGGUCUUAAAGCGUGUGCUAUGCCAGUAUCAGCAAACCAUGGCACUCGUAGACUGAUAUGCGCCAGCAGUUCCCUGGCACCUGGUUCGCUGCCGGCAGAUGCGCUUGCGAUCCCGCUGGGUAUACAGAUGGUGGGCAUGACUGCGCAGUCAUCAUUCUCGUCCUUCUGACCCCUGGUGGGGUGUUUUUGUUGCUGGUGAAAAACCUGGUUAAGUGUAUUUUGUGGACCUGAGGGGUUUAGUGGCACACCUAGUUGCGGACUCGACCGUGCCAUCCACCUGCACCCUCCACAGCCUCCUGUCUUCUUGACUCUGGGUCAGAUGUGGUUAUGUAACCCCACUUGAAGUAAACACACCCCAACCACCUGUAAUACGGGAUCGGCGGUAAUAGGGGUUUUCACAGGUUGGGCCGGGGAGCGCACAGACGACGAGGUCAAGUGGUUGUAUGCAAAACGAAAGCUAUCGGGAAUGCGCGGUUGUACUUUGAGUGCUUGGAAAAUAGUUGCCCUGACCCCUAAUCCUAGCCCCUGACGCUAACCCCUCACCCCAACCGCAACAGUAUUCUGUCAGUCAGAUGGGGCUACAUAAGAAAGUCAGCGUGUCUGCUUCAUCUUACUGUGGAGUAUACGCUGGGCAUCGUGGACAACGACGGUCGAACUAUCAUGUGUGUGUGUGUUCUCUUCUGGAGUGGUCGACCCAGGGCAGAGCGACGGGACGCGGGCGUCGCCUUCGCCAUCCGGAACGACAUCGUAGGACGACUGCCCAGUCUGCCGCAGGGCAUAAACGAUCGCCUGAUGAGCCUCCGUCUGCCUCUCCGCGGUGGGGGCAAAUUCGCCACCAUCAUCAGCGCCUAUGCUCCGACGAUGACCAACCCGGACGCCGCCGCCGUCGCAAGAGACAAAUUCUACGAGGACCUGCACGCCCUCUUGGCGACUGUGUCGAAGGCGGACAAGUUGAUUGUCCUUGGUGAUUUGAACGCCCGCGUAGGCACAGACCAUACUAACCCCUCACCCCAACCGCAAUAG
Messenger RNA from Spirometra erinaceieuropaei, 14527 nucleotides. Lineage: Eukaryota; Metazoa; Platyhelminthes; Cestoda; Diphyllobothriidea; Diphyllobothriidae. The record is from the annotation of a GenBank genome assembly.